Molecule: messenger RNA, 1861 nt
Organism: Mytilus trossulus (common blue mussel)
Lineage: Eukaryota; Metazoa; Mollusca; Bivalvia; Mytilida; Mytilidae
Exons: 9
Coding region: 56-1366 (436 amino acids)
Cellular component (GO): membrane
Source: RefSeq, a predicted model, not a curated record
GUCUAGAUACUUAAAUCUUCCUGGUUGACACUCUAUCUAUAUACCUGUUGUCAAGAUGUUUAAAAUACAGAUAUACUUUGUAUGUGGAAUUUUAUUUUUAACAAAAGUCAUAGAACCGUCAAGGGAAACUUUAUGUGAAAACUCUGAACAAAGAUUCAAGAUAAUAUCCUGUCCUGAAAACAACACAUUUAGUUUGAAGUCGAUCACAUAUGGUGAAUCUCCAUGCCAGGAUGCAAACAACAAUCGCAUAUGUCAUUCCAAUAUAGAUAAUUAUUUCAACGAACAUUGUCUUGGACAAAAUAAUUGUACACUUCCAGUCGAAAUUUUGUCAAAUAAAAAUUGCAAACCUCCACCAAGACGCUUACAAGUCAAAUUUAAAUGUGAUAUCAAAUUGUGGUGGAAUAAACAUUUUGGUUACACAGAUACCUGUGGAAAUUCGUUAGCAGAAGUAAAGUGUUCUUCCGGUAAAAUACGAAUUGAAGACGUAAUAUCCUACAGUUAUACAGGAAUGUGUGAUGAAUUGACCAAAGACUGUGCCAAAGAUCGUCUUGAUAAGUUAUGUGAUGGCAAACGCUUCUGUACACAAGAUACAGCUACAGACUCGUGUCUUUUUCAUAAAAGAUACGCCAAUAUUGACUAUUAUUGUAAAAGUACAUCCGAUCCUGAGGUUACAGAAAGCAUACUAGGCACAUCGUCAGAUCAUGCAAUUGAUAUGACUACUAUAUCCACUUCAUAUACUGUCACUGAAGGUGACCAGCAAGCUGUUCUGAAUCUUGAUGACAAUCACCGAGUAGAAAUAUACCAACACUCACUCAACCGGAAGAUGUACCUGUGUAGUUUAAAAUGGGAUAACAAUGAUGCUGGAGUACUUUGUAAAUCUCUUAACAGCACAUGGAUAGGAAAUGCUACAUUUGUUGACAAAUUGUUAGAUAUACCGACUCUUCCUUAUUCCAUGCAUUGUGAUGGACAUGAAUACAGUUUGUUAGAAUGCAAUACUACAGAAGACGAAAGCGGUUGUAAUAAGACUACCGUAGCCGGUGCCGUGUGCAGUCAAGGUACCGGCAUACCAGCGGAAGGUGUUACGAAUCCUUCUUUGAAUAAAUUGAGCUCAGUGAAAUUAGGAUUUCCAACCAUAGGAGUUGCUGUAGGAGUACCGGUUGGUAUAAUUUGCAUGAUCUGCAUUAUUGUUGCCGUCGUGCUCAUCAGACGAAGGUCAGUACGAAGUAAUGUGGUCAGAGAAAAUGCAGAAGAUCGUACCAGAACAGGAGAAACGAGUGGAAUUCAGGAAAUUGGUUUAUAUGAAUGUAUAAAUGUUACAGACAGAUCUUCUGACCACACUUACGACCCCUUGAAUCUGAAGAAUUAAAUUGCCGGUUAAUAGACAGCAACUAGCAAACUGAAAACAAAAAAAUCUUAAGCAGAAAUUGGAAAAAGAGCACAAUUCCUGAAAAUUGUUGGUAUGAAAGUACACAUGUUGUGUCGAGACAACCUGACCAUACAUGUACUUACAACCCUAUUGAAUCAGCAGAAUACUACACCAUGACAAAUGUAUCUAUAACCUCUAAAAAUUAUAUCAUGAUAACAUGGAUAAUAAACAUUUUUUUGUGGAAGGACAACUUAAAACAAAAAGUGUACCUUUUUGAUUCACAAGUAAAAAAGUAAAUAUGUGAUAUUUGGGAUUAAACAGAUUUUUAAACUUAAGAUUUUUCAAAAAUAUGCCCUUAUCACAUAUAUCAUUUAAUUACAUGUAUCGAUAUUUGAUAUCCAGAUGCAGUUAAACAAGUUGUAAAUACGUGAAUUAUUUCCAUUAAAUCUAAAUUGUAUUCUUAUUACGUAUACUCUAUUACUUAAUUUUGCUCUG